UUGGAAGAAAUGAGUGGUGGUGGUUUACUGUGUGAAUGGGCAGGACGUUGGGAAGUAGUUGGUGUAGCCACAUCCCAUACUGGCUGCUUCCAGGGAUCACGUCCACGUCUCUAUGAUGACAUUACCUCUACCACAGUCAAAUGGAUCAAGAAAACUAUUGCAGCUUUCCAACGUGGUUCGUAACCCUCAUAUAGUGUCAAUCUUCUCACUUCUUCUGUAGGGACUAAACCUUAGGAACCUACCUGCCAGAACAACCUUGCCUGAAGAUGUGUAAAAAAAAGUAAAAGGUAGUGCAAUUCCAGCAGGUUGUAAUUUUAUGUUCAUCACUGGAAUCAAAGCUGUGUGUGAUGCAAUUUAGUCUGAGCUGUGUAUGGACGUGAAACCUACACAACAAGGGACACCUAUCCUGAGGCAUGCAACAUGUCGGCCCCGGUACUCGCACACCACCGUUCCCUUUACCAGGAGGUGUUUACCUACAUAUCAAAUGACAUAUGUCAUCAUAGUUAAUUUGAUCUCCGAACAACCAUAUCGAAUACAUAUCUCAAGAAUUAUAGUUUGAUAUUGGUAUAGUGGUUUAUAAAUAUUUACGAAGAAAAGUUAUUGUUAAUUUAAUGUAGAGAAUUUAAAAGUUGAUAUAAAUAUAAAAAUUCAAGGGAGUUUGUUACAUUAUCUGAUGCAUAUAAAGAGUUUAAUAAAUGCUUUCACAAUACCCUGUAGACCCUUACAACUAUAUAGUCAUAUUCAAAAUAAUUUCUCAAAAAUUUAUUUUUUUUAAAAACCUUAAAAGCUUCAAGCAUGACUACAUAUGUUUAUAAAUUAUAAUUUAAGGUAAAUAAGUUAUUUCUAGCAAAAACUGCAGGAAGAGAUGGGCCCAUACUCAAUGUAUUGUGCUUAGUAGUAGAGUAGUUAUAGUCUGGGAGCCACGCCUAUUUCCUGUCAGCUUAUGAACAAUGUUAACCAAGUAUAGGUUGGCAUUCUUGUGACUACAAGUGACCAUCAUACAUUCUAAUAGUUUGGGAUGAUGUAGAUGGUGUCUCCUGAUGGUCCCAUAGCUGCUGCAUCUAGAUGGUGUGUGUGCUAGUUGUCCUAUGGCUGUGUGGAAGGCAUGUUUGUAAUGGGUCCAUGAAUAACUGUGGACAGCAUGUGUGCUAGUGGUCAUAUGGCUACUUUUGCUGAUGGUUCUGUGUUUACAUGUGCUUUUCAAGUGUAACGUCACUAGCUUUUCUGAUUCAUAGAUCGCCAUCCACAAACAAUACUGACUGUGUACUGUAUAUGAUAAUUGUAAUACUCUAUCUUGGCAUCUAUGUCUCAAGACUGGUCUAUUGUUUACAAAUGUGUCAUUACUAAAUGUUGUACAGGAAGCUGAUUUGCUUUUGGUUGAUGUGUGAGCAAUCUCUGACUACAGAGUAAUUUUAUAAUCUUACAAUGACCUGUUGUAAAGAAACACAUAACCAAGAAUUCUAGUAGUGAAGUGUUUCCAUGCUCUGUAUGAUUUUGUUAAAAGUACUCGAGUACUAGGUUUCUAUAAGUACUUUAUUCACUGUCUGGAAGAUCUUUACAUGGAACAUAUAUAAAUCUUAGUUACCAACAUCAACAGUAUUGGUAAGAUUUUUCUUUCAUUAAUUAUUAGUGAUUUUAAUUACACCCAUUUUUGGGGUGAUGUAGGGAAUACAAUUUACAUUUUUGCUUACUCCAGUGAUACAAUAAUCAUCAUCUUUUAUUCUACGUAAUGGAUUUAUAACUGUUGAUCAUAAACAAUUAAUAAUAUGAACUGUUUAAUAAUUUGGUAUAUUUAUUGUAUGCAAUUAUUUUAAUACUUAAUAUAGUUCUUGUGUACAGAUGUUUGUUUAUAAUUUAUUUACAUAUAUAAUGGUCUCUAUAAACUUGAAAAGUCUUAGGACUAGAAUAUUGUACUAUUACAAAAAUGUCAGAAAAACAUACCCUCAAGAAGUAAGAAUUUGAAACUGAAAUGUAGAUCAAGCUUGGUGAUGGUCAAGCAGGAAACUCCUUUAAGGGAAGACUGCAGAGAGCCGAUUUGCUGGACAAACAACACCAAAGCUAUGGGGUUGGGUGCCGAAAACACCCAAAUUUGCCUGUAAAAUGACACCCAAACUUGUCUGUAAAAUGACACCAAGACUGACUUGGGUGCCUGAAACACUCAAAAUUGUCUGUAAAAUGACAACAAGGCCUGAAACACCCAAAUUUGUCUGUAAAGGACACCAAGGUGCCCAAAAUCUUCAAAUAUGCUGGGAAAAUGACACCAAGACUAUUAUAAUCUUGAGACCCAGAAACACCCAAAUUUGUUGGGAAAAUGACACCCUCCUGAGUGCCUGAAACACUGAAAAUGACACCAAGGCUAGUCUACUCGGUGAACAAAAGCAAAUUACUCAUUUAUGGCACAAUUUGCCUUUAUACCACUGAAGUUUUGUAUGUGAAGCAGUGUCACUGUGCCAAAGUGAAAAGUACUUGGUAAUAAAUAUGGAUAUUACUUCACAUUAACUCUAAUAUACAAAUUUCUUGAAGGAGGUUUUAUUUUGGCUCCUCUAAUAGCUUAAAUUACAGUAUGUAUUGUUUAAUAAGCAACUGAAAAGUUUACAUUAACUUAAAUGAUAUUUUUUUUAAGUAAAGAAAAUUGGUUGUAUUAAUUAUAUGUAAGCCUGUCAUGCCACAGGAGAAGUGGUGAUUAUUACCUAUACUUAAGUGAGUUUCCUUUUCCAUUGGUGAUAAAGUUGAUUAAUUUGUGUCAUCACUGAAUUAUUAUGUAACUUCUCUACAAAAUGGUGAUUAAAGACUGAAGGAUUAAACAAGGGACUUAAGAGACAACUUACCUGUAUUAUAUCCUCCAUUUUGUGAAGACCAGACAGGCCUUUUACAUCAUACUGAGCUAUGAACACUAAACAGAUAUAGGACUGAUUAGGUAGAACUUUCACUCUAGUCUAUAUUGCUAGGUGGAGCUGUUUUAUAUGUGUAAUAUUAGUGGGAAAAGCAGGCAUCCAGUAUGCUCUAUGUGUAGGGUGAUGACUUAGGGAUGUCAAUGUGAUUUGACAGAAAAGAUACUCCUACACCUUAGAUGUGGAGGCAUACUGUGACCUGUCCUGGGAAAGUUUAUGUAAUGUGGCAGAUUUGUGUAAUGCCUAAAGUGUUCUGAGAUAUUUUUGUUGAAUGCCUGACUUUAUUAAUCAUUUAUAAUAUAUGCCAGAUAUUUUCAUAGAUAUUAAGUAAAUUCGCAGGGUGUACAUACAGCUAUCCAUUUUUCAAUGUGAAUGACAGGUUUUCCAUACAUUAAAAUUCAGAAUACAUUUAAAGUUCAUCAAAUAAACAUCAAAUUAUAAUAUUGAACAAACCAAGAAACCUAAGCCUAUGCAAUUCCUAGUCCAUUCUGUCCUAGCUGUUAUACUUUAAAUGUCAUUUAAUUUUCAGAAUGUGGUUAAGUUCAAUACUCAUACACACUACAGCACAAUAAAUAUAAUCUGUGACGAUGACAUAUUAAUGUGGUAGAUGAUCUACAUACUGGCCAUGGAAAUCAUCGCUUCAUCCUUAACCUGGCCGUCCCAGUACCGUAUUUUUUUUUUUUAUUAAUUUAUAAGAUACUGUUGUACCCCUGCUUCUUCCAAUGAAAGUGUACUAUCCUGAAGAACAUGUGACAAAUGCUGCCUGUAAUGUAUAAAUAAUUAUGUAAAUUGGUUCGUGUAUAAAUAAUAACUAUGUUUGAUGAGUA
Molecule: messenger RNA, 3718 nt
Organism: Homarus americanus (American lobster)
Lineage: Eukaryota; Metazoa; Arthropoda; Malacostraca; Decapoda; Nephropidae
Product: atrial natriuretic peptide-converting enzyme-like
Biological process (GO): proteolysis
Molecular function (GO): serine-type endopeptidase activity; protein binding
Source: RefSeq, a predicted model, not a curated record